AUGGAGCAGCAGCGGGGCUUCUGUAGCUUCACCCCGGGCGAGUCUGCACGUUGCGGGGCUGGGGUCUCCACCAUGCGUUUGUCCAUCACCUCGACCACCGGCAGUCCGGUGGAGCUCACUGUCCCCCGAGGAGAGACUGUGGAGGGACUGAGGACACAUAUCUCCCACAAACUCCGGCUGCAAAAAAACAGAAUCGCCCUCCUGUACAGAGACAAGCAGCUGACUGCAGGCAAACUGUUGGACCUGGGUGUAGCAGAUGGAAGCAAACUGACCCUGGUCCCUGCCAUUGAAGCUGGUUUAGUGUGCCCCACUGCCAGAGCUGAGAGAACUAUGAUGGACGUCUUGGAAAGUUUAACAGAAGACCAGAUCAGUGACUUCCUGUCUGGGCGCUUGCCUCUGACCAUUAAACUGGGAAUUGGCGCCCACGUGAUGUAUGUGCAGCUCCAACUGACUGCACAGAACGUGGCGGAGCUACAGCAGCACCGGGACAUAAGAGCUGGGAGCAGCAGCGAGCUUCAAACCGGCCUGCCCGCUGCCGCCAGGAUGAGCCAUCCUGACUCCUCCACCAACGCCACAGGGUCCACCACCUUACCUGCUUCUCAAAGUUCUGCUGUAGCCCAGGACUCUCCUGACUCUACACCCUCGAUCCAAAUGAGCACUCAGAGACCCAGAACUUCGCACUCACUCACCACUGCCCCUCCACGUCAGUCCUGUCCUCCACGCUCUACGCUCACAUCUUCUCCUCUUCUUUCAACCCCUUCUUUGCCUUCUGGUUGUCCGCAUCCCAGCUGUCCACUACCAGCAGCCACACCAAUCUGUUCACCUGCUCCCUCCAGCUCCAUUCCAGGACCCCAGAGCCCAGCGCUAGCCUCAACCUUCAAAGAGAGUAAUGCUCAUGCAUCAUCCACUGCAGAGCCAUGCAAGCCGCCAGGAGCAGUCAUAGAAAGUUUAGUGAGCCACUCUCCAGGCGUCUUCUCAGGGACCUUUUCUGGCACUCUGGCCCCUUGCAGUCCGAGCAACGUCAGCCAUCCUCCACGUGGCAUCGCCAUCAUUCUCCAGAUCCUCAACGACCUCCUCAGGGCUGCCUUCCACCACCAGGGGGCUCAACCUGCCCCUCCUCAUCUCCCCUGUCCUGAUGCGAACACCCCAGCCAGCCCCCCCCUCACAGCCGAGGAGCAAAGCAAAGCAAAAAGCAAAACACUGGCGACCCAGAAGACCGAGCACCUUAGCAAAACUCCAGGUGAGGAGAGUCAUCCCAUCUGCUCAUCCACACAGGAAAUUCAAACACUGCACUGUAAGCUGGAGCGCCUGCAGUUUUUGAUGCAUCAGAGGCGUCUUCGCAGGCGGACUCGCAGGAUCUCACAAACGUCUCACCCAUAUCAGCAUCGUCCCUAGUCUCUUGGACAGAAAAGAUCCACUCACUGUGAUAGCAAUGGCAGCUUGGAAGCCACCAUGGAAACCAAAGCUGACCUCUGAACUUGUGGAACAGGUGAAAGAGCAUCAGGGUUUGUUGCUAUGGUAUAUAGUUUUAGUAUAGUAUAUAGUUUUGUUGCUUUGUUGCUAUUUUUAAACUAUGAGCGUUUUUGAAGAAUGUAAGCCCAAAAAGUCCAUGGAGUCUUAUUCCUGUGGCUGUCACUGUGCUGAGCAUGUUAUUUCAUCAGAGUCUGUCCUUUAGUGACAAUGGCUCUCAUUGUUAUGUAGCAUAUGCCACAAAAGGUACACUAUACAUUUUCAUCUUGGUGUUUUGUACAAAGACCUCUAACUGUAUGUUUGUUUAUGUAUUCCAAUGCCUUAAAUGUACAUGUCUUGAAUGUAAACUGUAUGUUUUGUUCUGUGCAGGGGAUGUUCCUCUAAAAUGUUUUACUUAUGCAAUAUUAAAAUGUAAACACAAGGAAGGAAAGAAAAAAAGAAUAAAUGAAAAAAUGUAAAACCUGGA
This is a messenger RNA of Perca fluviatilis (European perch), 1936 nucleotides long. Its product is annotated as midnolin-like. Gene Ontology annotation, molecular function: protein binding. The transcript is spliced from 7 exons. Gene Ontology annotation, cellular component: nucleus. The record is from RefSeq and is a predicted model, not a curated record. Bases 1 to 1395 code for a protein of 464 amino acids. NCBI's taxonomy places the organism in Eukaryota, Metazoa, Chordata, Actinopteri, Perciformes, Percidae.